AUGGAGACAAGCUGUUCAAUUGCGUGCAAAAACUCUGGUUGCUCGAACUCAGUCGUUUUUGAUCGUCGGUGGCACGGCCAAUAUUGCUCUGCUGAUUGCAUCGUGAAGAAUUGCCGCUUUGUUUUUGAGAAUCGCUCAAAAGUUCGCAAUCCAGCUGACAAGACAGAGGUUAUCGAGAUUUCUUCUCCGGAGUACAGUACACGACUCGAAAAUCCUAACCCAAUUCCUACAGCCGAAUUUGUGGCCUGUGAUGUCACUAAAGCAGGACAUCUAAACUCCAUCUCUAUCGAAAUUGACGAUAAAGAGCCCCAAUGUUCCCAGAAUUGCAGUUAUAGCUCACAUGUUGAUGUUGUAAAUAUUCCGCAUAGUGAGAGUAAAAAUGAAUUCAUUUUAACACAGGUUAUUACUUCCUAUGGGCUGGGUUCGUCUAGGGCGAGUCGUUCCUGCUUUCUUUUAGCUAUAUGGUUUGGAAUUUUAAUUUGGGGUUAUGGAGUUGUCAGAGGAGUCCAACUUCUAAUAAUGUCGGCGUAUUUAGCCUACUCUGUACAAACACCUCACAAGCCGUCUGCUUUUACGCAGCCUCAUCAGGAUUUCGGGUCCGGUUCAGGGUUCACAUGGAUUCCAUUCAUAGCUUCUCUACAAGGUAUAGGCACUAAAUUAAUUGUCAUGCAGAUGAUUUUCGUUCAUACUGCUACGAUGAAGUUCUAG
Protopolystoma xenopodis is the source of this 708-nucleotide messenger RNA. NCBI's taxonomy places the organism in Eukaryota, Metazoa, Platyhelminthes, Monogenea, Polystomatidea, Polystomatidae. The record is from the annotation of a GenBank genome assembly.